AAUCUUUGUCAAAUGGCCUGCAUUCGUCAUUUGCUAUUAAUUAUAUCAGACGUGUACAUUUUACCAAUCUGCUAUGAUUAAUAAUAUACUACUAUAAAGAGAAGUUACCAGACCUAGCGCGCUAACUAGCUAGCCAGUUUUCCAUGUUGUCUAGAAACGGAAAUGCACUACACUGUCGUAAAGCGCAGGAUGUGACUCACUUAACCAACAAUCUCAAGUUUUAUUAGCAAGCAUGUUACGAUCUGCUACAGAGACAGACCCGUCUUUAGAUAUUUAUUCAGACGAUGAUGAUAAUAAUGUAUUAACAGAAAGAAGACACGCAUUUGGCGAUGAAAAUGCAGCUUUAGAUGAAAGCGGCGCGAGCCGCAAGGCAACGCCUGCGCGGCAGCAGUUCUGGAGAGGCACACACCUGUGGCCCGCUCGCGUAGCUUCAAUGCUGUGCAGCAUUGUCGUUGUCUCAUUCAUCGCUGUGUUUAUCUCCUUUUUGUACAUAGUAUUAAAAGAUUUAAGAGCUGAAAGGAUAACCACUGAAGAUGGAUCAGAAGUGAGACUCUUGGGGUUCUGGAGUAUUUUGGUCCUGUCUUCUGUUGCUGGAGGACUGUGUUGCAGCUUCUCCUGGACUUUAACCUACUUUGACUCAUUUGAGCCAGGGAUGUUUCCCCCAACCCCACUGUCUUCAGCCAGACUCAAGCGAAUGACCGGACACUCUUUCCAUAUGGGUUACAGCAUGGCUAUACUCAACGGCAUAGUGGCUGCACUUACUCUCAUAUGGUAUCUCGCUUGAUGCCAGACACCCACACUCCUAAACUGAACUCAUCUUUCAUCCACGGGCAAACCUGGAAGAGUUGGGGAAAAAAUCGACAUCAUAAUCUAAAAUAAGAAACAAAAACAAACCAUGUUUACUCAAAAAUACUGUAUGAAACCUAUUUAACUUUCUUCUGUGGGACACAAAAUGAAAAAAUAUUAUAUACAGUCGUGGAAAUAAAAGGUCAGGACGUUGACAAUUUUGACUUAAUACUUUAAAAUACUUUGAAAUAAUACUUUAAAAAUGAAGAUACAUCUUUUAGUUCAUGGACAAAUUUCAUACGCACAUGCAUUUUAUAGGAGGUUUCCACCUCUUUAAGUUUCUACCAUUUACAUUUUAUGAAUUCGGACCAAAACGCAUAAUGAUUCUUAAUGGACUACAUUUCAAUAAAUAAUAAAUAACAUUGGCAAAGUCAGGGACUCUUUGUUCCCCAGCUAUUUUGUCUUUUAAAAAGCUUUGUUUGUAUUACUGCCGCUAUAACCAUUACAAUAGCAGUGCAUUACUGUCUGAUUUCUGUUUCUUUUGAUGUCGAUCAGCAGCAAAACAUCACAGGGAUGUGGUUCAACUGCUUCCAAAUAAAUUGGAUGGGCAUUCUAGGACCACUGCAUAGCAAAGACCCGAGUCCCUUAGGAUUUGUGCUUUAUUAAAGAUGCGAGUUGCUGCUCCAUUGAGCGUUUUAAUGGGGAAAUCAUUAAUACAAUGGCUGUUUUGGGGUUGAUGGAGAACGGCCGUGUUAAAGCUUUGUGGAGAGGCUGGGAGAAGGUCAGAAGUGUGGAUUUAAUUUAUGACUUUAAUUAUUUGAUGCAGAGUGCAGACUCGGCCAGGCCAUGAUUACUUUUUUCUUUUUAUUAGAUUAGCAAGCCCUGUAGCGACUCAUUUUAACAUGCACUAAUGCACUGGUCUGUCUCGUAUAUAGAGUAUUAAUGUACUAGCGCACUGGUGUGUGCGUGCGUGCGUGCGUGUGUUUGUUCAAUUUGCAUGUGGUGAAGAUUGUGUUUAUCUUUACUGGACAAUAUCGUUUUAAGUAUGUUUAAAUGGAAGUUCAUUCUUGAUUGCUAUACGUGUUUUUGUUGAUUUCAAAUUAUCCACUUAAAAACCUCUCGCUAUAUUGUUUGGAUAUUUUAAGGGGAAAAUUUGAGAGACCGCCCAAGUUAUUUUCAGUUUUUCUGAAUUUACUAUUUAUAGCUAUGAGUUUAAAGUGAUAGUUCACCCAAAAAUGACAAUUCUGUCAACAUUUCAAACCUGUAUGACUUUCUUUCUUCAGCAGAACACAAAAGAAGAUAUUUUGAAGAAUGUUGUUAACAUUGGUUUUGUGUCCAUACAGAAGUUAUAUAGAAGUUAAUGGGGGUCAAUGCCGUUCGGUUACCAACUUUCUUUAUAGUUUUUUAUUACGUUAUUUUGAAAAAUAUGAAAAAGAGAGAAAUUGGUAAAAAUAAAAAAAUGCAACGUUUCCAGAUCAUGCAAUACUGCAAAGAAAACAAGUUCAUAUUUAUAUUUAAAGAACACAGGACAAUUGUUUUAUUGUAUUUUACGAGCAGUUCAAAAAUGAAUAUGAUGGCUUGAGACUGAUUUUGUCAAAACUUUAAUACAUCUUUGCGUUCUGUCAGUCUUUUACAUUGCUGUGGGGUGUCUGUCAUAGAAAAGUUUUGGUGGGAUAAAGUUAAAAAAGUAUCUUAUUUUGAAGUGAAGGUCUGUCUGAGGUACACUUUACUCACUGUCUUCAAAAACACUGAUCACAGACUGAUCAUCUUAUCCCAAAGCCUCCUGAUAUGAAGCUUGACUGGUUUGUUUGCCUGUUUACUCUCAUUUAAAUAAUCAGGGAUGAAAAAACAGUGGAAUAUUCAUUGCAAACCCAAAUGUGGAACAUCGUGUCAACUCAAGCUAUAGCAAAAUGAAUAUAUAUAUAUAUAUAUAUAUAUAUACCCAAAAACAAUAAAUUUGAA
This is a messenger RNA of Triplophysa rosa, 2748 nucleotides long. It is a transcript of the gene arl6ip6, whose product is annotated as ADP-ribosylation factor-like 6 interacting protein 6. The coding region runs from base 233 to 784 and encodes 183 amino acids. The record is from RefSeq and is a predicted model, not a curated record. The transcript is spliced from 4 exons. NCBI's taxonomy places the organism in Eukaryota, Metazoa, Chordata, Actinopteri, Cypriniformes, Nemacheilidae.